GCCAUACUAAAGAAGAAGAAGAAGAGAACGCCAACAAUUUCUUGUGACGACAUAAGACCAUCAUGUGAACGAGUAAAUCAUCGGUCUUUUUGCUUGUUGGCAACAACUAUCCCGAGACACAAAGCCGCGGUGACUAAAGGUCUGCACUCAUGUCGGCCGGGAGUGACGUGGUGGCGUGGGUUGAGACAACCGAAGAGGUUGUCGUAACAGAGGAGUCACCACCAUCUGAUGACAACGCUCCUCCAGUUUUAGAGCCAGCAGAAGCAACCGUUCAGAAGUUACUAGAUACUUUGGGGAAGGGAGAAAACCCAGAGGCUAACGAUGGCUUUCAUUGUGAGGAGUGUCUGACUCUCUUCCAGGAGCACAGUGAUCCUACCAACAUUAAUGGCCCAUCUUUUGUCCUUGACUUUCCAAUGAGCACUGGUGUCCCGCAGCGAGCUCUUCUCACUCUCCCCUAUGGACUGAUGAUAGGCAGAUCUAGCAUUCCCAGAGCAGGUAUUGGGGUCAUAAAUCAUGGUCCAACUGUGUGUCCGGGAAUGCAUUUUGGACCGUAUGAGGGGGAAGUGACAACAAGAGAAAAUGCCAUGUCAAGUGACUUCUCCUGGGAGAUUAAUAAAGGAGAGCCUGAUUAUGAAUACAUUGAUGCUGCCAGAGAAUCACACUCAAACUGGAUGAGGUAUGUCAACUGUGCUCGUAAUAAAGACGAGUCAAAUCUGCUGGCAGUCCAGUUCAAAGGCAGCAUCCUCUUUCACUGCUGUCGCACCAUACAUCCUGGAGAUGAGCUCAUGGUGUGGCCCAGUGACAAACUCCUUGCCAAUUUCAGUGAAUCUUGGAGCCAGCUGUGGUUUAUGAAGUUGAAAUCUGAAGAGAGUAAUGCAACAGUAGCAUCUCAGGUCUUCUUGUGCUCCCAGUGUCAGCUUUCCUUCACUACAGAGGCUUUUCUCCAGCGACAUAUCGAACACUUCCACACGCAGCCCACAGGGGACUGUGCAACACCUGAUGCUCAGGGAGCGGAACUUGAAAAUCCCACCCCAAGUGAGGACUCGGGAACUGUAGAAUCACUGGUGGUGUUAUCACCCGUUGACCCUUUUGACUCCAAAACAUGUGGAGAUUGCGGGAAAACUUUCAAGCAAAUGCCACACCUCAGAAGGCACAAACUUUGUGUCCACUCAAACAGGCGCCCCUACUGCUGCCCAAAGUGCAGGCGAACUUUUAGCCAGGCAUGUGGUCUAAUCAGACACCAGCUUGUUCACCGGAAGCACACUGUGCCGAAGGUUGCCAAUCAAAGCAAAAAUGUCAGUGAAAACACAGAAAUCUCCACACAAAGCUCAGAACUUUUUGUAGCUGCUGAUUCAGGCAUAAUUGAUGAAGCAAAAGAAACGGACGUAAAUGAGAAUCAACAAGAGGCGAUGGAUGUAACUGAAACGCAGAAUGCAUCUACAGGAGAAGCAGAAACAUCUCAAUUUAACUGUUCAGACUGCGUGAAGAGCUUCAUAAAUGAGGCCUCCCUUAAAAAGCACAGGGUGAUUGUCCAUGAGAAGUUACGCCCCUAUGUCUGCACUGUGUGUCAGAGAUGCUUUGGUCAGUACAAUGACCUGACCAGGCACCUGCAGGUUCACAGAAAAGAAAAGAAAGGUAAAGAACAACUAAAUGAGGCUCCGGAGGAACCAAACGCCUUGUCUUUUAGCUGUGCCGACUGUUCACUGGCUUUUCCUUCAGAGGAUACCCUUCAGCAACACACCAAUGAGCAUAACUCAGGGGAUACCACAGUGAAGGAGGGUCAUCCAUUGCCUGUCAACAGUGAUCAAAUUAAUGAUCCUGAUUUCGUUCCACAAACCUCUGUGGCUGGAACGGAUGUAUCGGUCCAAAACGCUUCCUCUCAGCGGCCUCGGAGACUUGGUGCUAGAUCUCGAAUUUCGGCCAUUACCAAGCUCAUAGCUCCAAAACAAAGAAGAGGCGUCUGCAAGAAACUAGCCAGCUCCACUCCGACUGAUCUGAGCUGCACUCAACCAGUAGCCUCUACUGUCAGAAAUGUCAAGUUCACAAAAUACAAAUGGUUUAGUUGUGAGAGAUGUAAACGGACAUAUGGAAACCCGAGUGAGCUCAAAUCCCACAAAUGUGCUUGGAAACAGCACAAGUGUGGUCAGUGUGGGGCGUCUUUCAGUAAGUCUGGGUUUCUGAAGAGACACGAGCAGCGGGUACACACAAAUGCAAAGUCCUACAGAUGUGACCACUGUGAUAAAGUCUUCACCACCGCUUGUAACCUGAAACAGCAUCAGAAGAGCAACACUUGUAUGAAGUAUCACUGCACGUCUGAGCUUUUCUCAUGCUCCUUCUGUCAGUUUUCCUUCACCAUGAAGAGCUACCUUAUCAAACACAUCAAGAGGCACCACCCCGUGGAGUAUCUAUCGAUCUGUGAAUCCGAUAGCCUGAUGGAUCAGCUGCAGGAAGAGCAGACGGAGAAGGAGCGUGUGUGCCCGCAUUGUGGGAAAAGCUGUGCAAGUGCCAAAGCUUUCAAAAGUCACACUUGCUUCCAGCAGGUGAAGGUUCUGUACUUGUGCACAGACUGUGGAAAGGGCUUCACAAACCACUAUGGUCUGAAGCAGCAUCAGCGCAUUCACACGGGGGAGAAGCCACACCGCUGCCCUCACUGCAGUAAAAGCUUCUCGUACACAGGCCAGCUCAACGUGCACCUCCGAACUCACACUGGUGAGAAGCCGUACCUGUGCACCCACUGUGGAGAGAGCUUUCGGCAGUCGGGAGACCUGAAGCGGCACGAGAGGAAGCACACAGGGGUGAAGCCCUACACCUGCCCCGAGUGCUGUAAAAGCUUUAGUCGUCCACACAGUCUCAAAGCUCACCAGAUGCUUCACAUGGGACAGAAAAUGUUCAAUUGCAACCAGUGUGGAAAGAGCUUUUCAAGAAACUACCAUCUCAGGAGGCACCAUCAGAAGAUGCACUUGUAGUCUCAGUACAUAAUGUGAGUAGUUUUGUUUUUUUUUGUCAUCGUUCUGUACAUAGCAGUAUUUAAACCCACGCUUAAUUUUGUUGAGAGAUGUAUCAUUUCUUAUCCUAAAAAGUAGGAACUUUCUUUUUUUAUUUCUUUUCUGCUAUGUAAGAGGUAUCUCUGAAUAAAAACAUGUUAAUUUUCUGCAAAAGAAAAGGUUCACAUUCAUGUAAACAAGAAAAUAAAACACCAUUUUGACCAUU
Messenger RNA from Solea senegalensis (Senegalese sole), 3210 nucleotides. RefSeq names its product PR domain containing 9 (gene prdm9). The record is from RefSeq and is a predicted model, not a curated record. Gene Ontology annotation, molecular function: histone methyltransferase activity; protein binding. Bases 150 to 2966 code for a protein of 938 amino acids. The transcript is spliced from 7 exons. NCBI's taxonomy places the organism in Eukaryota, Metazoa, Chordata, Actinopteri, Pleuronectiformes, Soleidae. Gene Ontology annotation, cellular component: nucleus.